AUGGAAACUCCGACCGAGGGCGGGAGAAAGGCGAACAGAGCUGGUACACCGCCGCUUCCGCCUACUCGAGCACCAGCAACAUCACGUCCGUUUGUGCGUCAAUCUGCGAGAGAUGAUGUAUUCGGUGCCGUCCGUCUGCCUAUGCCACACACAACACCUAUCAUGCCGGAUGAUUCGUCUGAGCUUCUACCUAUGGAUCAAGACAACGACUCAAGGAUAUCUCCAGUUAUGGCACCAAUUCCUCGACUAUCACCACGACGACAAGCACCCCCAGCGCCAAUGCGCGAUUUCUCCAUGACAGACUCCGAAGCCGAAUACCCACCCUCGCCGAAGAAGAGUCCUCAAAAACAAGCCCGAGAUACCAGCAAUGCCAGCAUAGAAUAUCCGCCUUCACCACGAAAAAGUCCACAGAAGAAAGACUUCGACACCCUCUUCAAACAGCCUCCCAGGCCUGAGCCCAGCAGAGCAGAGAGCAGCCGUACAGGCGCGGCAAGACGCCUUCAAUUCACAGCAGCACAAUCUCAGACUACACCCAGCAUUCUCGAUUCCUCAUCUCUACUGGAAUCCAAUGUAACAUUCGAACUCGCAAAUGACACCGAACCAGACACUUCCGAAAUCGAAGCCUCAUUCGAACUCCCAAAACGCAGAUCUGCAGUUGCUGCAAACAGAAAACUCGCACAAGCCACACAAGCCGCACGCACUCUACGACGGAAACCGAAAAUGGUUAUUCCAGAAGCAUCAACACCACUACCCAUCCCUGUACCUCGACUAGCCAAAUCUCGCAAAGCGUCACCUGUGACUAGGAAGUCUACACCCCAGCGACCAAUCUCGCCACCAAGUUCUUCGUUCGUUGCUUUGCCAUCUGCAGAGAAGGAGAAUCGCAGCGUGGUUCUAGCGCCAGUGGAAGCUUUGCAGGAUAAGAUUCGCAAGUCUGACACUCAGGUGCGGAAUGAGAGGUUGGAGAGAAAGCUCUGGAAGCUUUGUGGUGGGGAUGUGGCAAGGUGGAAUAGAGGUGACUUUGGAGGGUACUUUGAGGUCAAGGGAGCGAGGUGGUGA
Aureobasidium melanogenum CBS 110374 is the source of this 1056-nucleotide messenger RNA. RefSeq lists its product as uncharacterized. Lineage: Eukaryota; Fungi; Ascomycota; Dothideomycetes; Dothideales; Saccotheciaceae. The record is from RefSeq and is a predicted model, not a curated record. The transcript has a single exon. Bases 1 to 1056 code for a protein of 351 amino acids.